AUGGUUUCGUUGAGUUCAACCAAAGAAGUAGAAAAGCAGUCACGAAAACUACCACCACAACUGCAAACGGUAGAACUUGCAAAAAAUAUUAAGCAUCUUCAGCGGCUAAGAAAUCCAAGAGCUGAGGUUGAGUUGGGUGAAGGGCAUACUUCUAUGUUGUUUUAUGUUGGAAAUUGUGUUAAACCAUAUGAUUCGGAUUUCUACACAGCAUGUAAUUGUACUAAAAUUGACAAAGUUGAUGAGGAAUUAAUUAAAGACGUUUAUGAAGAGGAAUUGGAUUCAGUUUAUAGUCUUGAUAAGAGACAAUAUUCACCGUUUUCAGGCCCAUAUUAUUUCUGA
This is a messenger RNA of Eremothecium cymbalariae DBVPG#7215, 339 nucleotides long. RefSeq lists its product as uncharacterized. The coding region runs from base 1 to 339 and encodes 112 amino acids. The record is from RefSeq and is a predicted model, not a curated record. The transcript has a single exon. NCBI's taxonomy places the organism in Eukaryota, Fungi, Ascomycota, Saccharomycetes, Saccharomycetales, Saccharomycetaceae.